GCCCUUCCCGUCGCUGCGUCCGCGCCCGGGCGCCCAGGACCAUGGCGGCCCUGCGAGGCUGGCAGUGGGGCGAGCAGCGCGCGCUCAGCCGGGCGGUGAGGCUGCUGCAGCGCCUGGAGGAGCAGUGCGGGGACCCCCGGCUGGCCAUGGGGCCGCCCUCGCUGCGGGACCUGCUGCCCGGCAUGGCGCAGCUUCUGCGGAAGGUGGCCAGAGUCCGCUACGACGCCGCCGGCAGGGGCGGCCCCGAGGGUCCCGGGGGCGCCUGGGACUUCCUCGAGGUGUACCUGGCCAACCUGGAGGCCAAGGCCAGGCAGGUGGCCGCGCUCCUGCCAGCCCGAGGCCGACAGGGGGCCAGUGACGAGCUCUUCCGGGAGGGAGCCAGGCUCAGGCGGCAGCUGGCCAAGCUGGCCCUCAUCUUCAGCCACAUGCAUGCGGAGCUGGGUGCCCUCUUCCCCGGGGGCAAGUACUGCGGGGACAGAUACCAGCUCACCAAGGCUGAGGCCCACACCUUCUGGAGGGAGCGCUGUGGUACCCGCUGUAUGCUACCCUGGGCAGAGUUCCAGUCACUGCUGAACACCUGCCACCCUGUGGAACCUGGUGCCACUACCCAGGCCCUGUGCUCCACCAUCGACCUCACCUGCAGUGGCCACGUGUCCAUUUUUGAGUUUGACAUCUUCACCAGGCUCUUCCAGCCGUGGAUGACGCUGCUCAAGAACUGGCAGCUCCUAGCCCUCAGCCACCCAGGCUACAUGGCCUUCCUGACGUAUGAUGAGGUACAGGCACGCCUGCAGGCCUGCAGAGACAAGCCAGGCAGCUACAUCUUCCGGCCCAGUUGCACCCGCCUGGGGCAGUGGGCCAUCGGCUACGUGAGCUCGGACGGCAGCAUCUUGCAGAUCAUCCCUCCCAACAGACCCCUGUUCCAGACGCUCCUGGAAGGACAGAAGGACGGCAACUUCCUCUACCCAGAUGGGAAGAACCGCAACCCUGACCUGACCAAGCUCUGCCAGGCCGAACCCCAGCAGCGCAUCCAUGUGUCAGAGGAGCAGCUGCAGCUGUACUGGGCCAUGGACUCCACAUUCGAGUUGUGCAAGAUCUGCGCCGAGAGAGACAAGGACGUAAGGAUUGAGCCCUGCGGACACCUGCUCUGUAGCCGCUGCCUGGCUGCCUGGCAGCACAGGGACAGUCACACCUGCCCCUUCUGCCGCCGCGCGAUCAAGGGCUGCAAGGCCGUGAGCAUCUGUGGGUUCACGGGAGGGAAGGUGGAAGGCGGAGCCCAUGCCCUGGACACAGAGGACAGCAGCUACCAGGACAGCGUGGAGCUGGAGCCGGAGCCGGCGGCCCCCUCUGCUCCCCCUCUGCCUCCUCGCGUAGAUCUGCCCCCCAGGAGGCUCAGAAGUGAAUGCCAACUGGAGGUGGCACCUCUGGCCCUCCCCCGACUCCGGGCCCCCCUUCCCUUGCCCAGAAUCAGGACUGUGGCCUCAGCCCUGUGGAAUGCCAGCUCCAGGGCCCAGGCCAUGGAGGGGGCCACAGAAAACUCCUGAAGGGAAACGCCUCUCCAGCUGCCUCUGUGGGACUCAUGAUGGCUGCCCAGAGCUUGAAGCCAGGGUUCCAGAUUUGCUGCUACAAGGGACUCUCAGGGGCUGGAGGGGAUUUGUGAAGCCGAAAUAAAGAGCUAAGCCUAAUUAGA
This is a messenger RNA of Octodon degus (degu), 1687 nucleotides long. RefSeq names its product Cbl proto-oncogene C (gene Cblc). The record is from RefSeq and is a predicted model, not a curated record. Gene Ontology annotation, cellular component: plasma membrane; membrane raft. Lineage: Eukaryota; Metazoa; Chordata; Mammalia; Rodentia; Octodontidae. Bases 42 to 1541 code for a protein of 499 amino acids. Gene Ontology annotation, molecular function: ubiquitin protein ligase activity; receptor tyrosine kinase binding; phosphotyrosine residue binding. Gene Ontology annotation, biological process: negative regulation of epidermal growth factor-activated receptor activity; cell surface receptor signaling pathway. The transcript has 12 exons.